Molecule: messenger RNA, 1673 nt
Organism: Puntigrus tetrazona (Sumatra barb)
Lineage: Eukaryota; Metazoa; Chordata; Actinopteri; Cypriniformes; Cyprinidae
Gene: ackr4a
Product: atypical chemokine receptor 4a
Exons: 2
Coding region: 136-1233 (365 amino acids)
Biological process (GO): chemotaxis; immune response; G protein-coupled receptor signaling pathway
Cellular component (GO): membrane
Molecular function (GO): scavenger receptor activity; chemokine binding; chemokine receptor activity
Source: RefSeq, a predicted model, not a curated record
UUUAGGUGUGGGAGCAGAGCUCUGCAUGCGUGAGUCACAGUAAACAGACUCUGUUCUCACAGGAAGAGCAGACAGAAACACUCUACUCUGCCUUCAGGCAAAACCCAGAGUCUUUCAAAGGGAUUCAGAAGAAGAAUGGAGACUUCAGAGGAACACUAUUAUGACUACCCUGAGUACGAAAACAACGGCUCCAACUUCAGCUAUGAUGACUAUCAAACCAUCUGCGAGAAGGGCGAUGUGCGUUCCUUCGCGAGGAUCUUCCUCCCAGCUGCUUUUGUGUUAUCUCUAGUGAUUGGUUUAGCCGGCAACGCUCUGGUUGUGGCUGUGUAUGCGUACUGCAAGCAACUGAAAACGAUGACUGACACAUUUAUACUUCACCUGGCUGCGGCAGACCUGUUGCUUCUCCUAACGUUGCCCUUCUGGGCUGCCGAUGCCAUCCACGGCUGGGAACUAGGGAUCACCGUCUGCAAACUCGUGUCUGCCCUCUACACCAUCAACUUCACCUGUAGCAUGAUGCUGCUGGCCCACAUCAGCGUGGAUCAGUACUUGGCUUUGAGUCCAGGAGCCAGAAGCGCAGGCAUUACGUGCGCUUUUCAAAAGAAGCACAGCAGAAAGCUCUGUUUCGCGGUCUGGACCGUCGCGUUUUUCCUCGGCAUCCCUGAUUUGGUGUUUUCGACAGUCAGAGAGCUUCCUCAUAAAAAAAGCUGCAUCGCGAUGUACCCAUCGGACAUGGCACACAAGGCUAAAGCUAGUUUGGAAGUGGCGGAGGUCGUAAUAGGCUUCUUGCUUCCUUUAAUAGUGAUGUUGUUCUGCUACACCUGUGUAGGCCGAGCCCUACUGAAGCUCCCUCAGGAGAGGAGAUGGAGGAAGUGGAGGUCCAUCCGUGUGCUGCUGGUGAUGGUGGGUGUCUUUGUAGUCACACAGCUGCCAUACAACGCGGUCAAGUUCUGCCGGGCCAUGGACAUCAUGUAUACAUUUGUGACUCACUGCAGGGUUAGUAGAGAGCUGGACAGGGCUACUCAGGUCACCGAGAGCCUGGCGUUGACACACUGCUGUCUAAAUCCUGUUCUGUACACUUUCAUCGGUUCCUCCUUCAGACAGCAUAUAUUGAAGUGUGCCAAAGCCUUUGGAGACAGGGGGAGGAGGUUGACACGUGCCAGAGAGCAACAGGAAGUGGCUAUCUCCUUGAAUUCUCAUUCACAGUCCCAAGAGACAAGCACUUUUUCCAUUUGAGCAAAUUAGAGUAGAUGUUUACCAGCCUGUGGAGCACCAUCUGCCCCUUUACAAAAUAUACACAAAGUAAAAGCGGAGGAAUGUAUUUCUUAGGCACAAGGCAGCAUUUUGACCAGAUGAGCAAAAUUAAAAUUUAAGCAAAAGCUAGAUGCAAAAUGUCGAUAGUCGCGUUUGUACGAAGUCUCUUUUAUAGUCUUUGGUAUGAAAGUAACGGAAAGCGAACAAGUCUGUGGAGUGAUACUAAAUCCGCCGGACUAUUAGCGGACUGAUGGUGAGUUCAAGUACUACUUCACCAAUAAUUACUUACUGGUGACUUCAAAUAGCUUUUGUCGAAGCAAGAUGGCAAUGUCGAAUGUUUUUUGUCUUCUUUUUUCGCAUAUUAUUCAACAAGAUUUUAACUGUACAUCUACACAAUUAUUAAUAAAGAAUAGUUUACACUC